Molecule: messenger RNA, 3717 nt
Organism: Physeter macrocephalus (sperm whale)
Lineage: Eukaryota; Metazoa; Chordata; Mammalia; Artiodactyla; Physeteridae
Gene: SNX25
Product: sorting nexin 25
Exons: 15
Coding region: 1-2382 (793 amino acids)
Cellular component (GO): endosome
Molecular function (GO): phosphatidylinositol binding
Source: RefSeq, a predicted model, not a curated record
AUGCACCCCGAUGCCACCGACAGCAGCGGCGCCGGCCUCACGGACGCCCCGGGCGAGCGGCGGCCGGAUUCCCGGGAGGACGCGGCAGCCCCCGGGGGCCCUGGCGGCGGGAGCUGGCGGGCGCCGGUGGCCGUCGCCGCCCUCGCCGCCGUGUCCCUCUGCUUCCUGGGGCCCGGCUGCUGGGAAGCGGGAAGCGCAGGGCCGGGCACCGUCCUGCUCAGGCUCAGCCUGUACCUGGGCUGCGCUGCGGCCGCCUUCCUGCUGGGGACCUUGUUCUCCCUGGUCUGCCGGAGCCCGCGAGCGCCGCCGCCCGACUUCGCCGCCGCCUGGAGACGGCUGGCCGCGGCCGCCCGCCACCCGCCGGAGAGUCCUGUGUAUGGAAACUCACACGAGUCAGUUCCGUCUAGAAGGGUAGUCAUUUCUCAUAACAUGGACAAAGCUCUGAAGGAAGUGUUUGACUACAGUUACAGAGACUACAUCCUGUCCUGGUAUGGAAGCCUCAGCAGAGACGAGGGGCAGCUCUACCACCUGCUUUCCGAGGACUUCUGGGAAGUUGCCAGACAGCUCCGCCACAGGCUGAGCCACGUGGACGUGGUCAGAGUUGUCUGCAAUGAUGUCGUGAGAGCUUUACUCACUCACUUCUGUGACCUGAAGGCGGCGAGCGCCAGACAUGAAGAACAGCCGAGGCCUUUUGUGUUGCAUGCAUUCUUGAGGAACUCAGAUGAUGAAGUAAGAUUUCUACAAACGUGUUCUCGGGUUCUGGUGUUUUGUCUCCUCCCCUCAAAGGAUGUCCAGUCUCUCAGCUUACGCAUAAUGCUCGCAGAAAUUCUCACAGCAAAAGUCUUGAAGCCAGUAGUGGAGUUACUUAGUAACCCAGAUUACAUUAACCAGAUAUUGCUUGCCCGGUUGGAGCACAGAGAACAGAUGAAUAAACAUCACAAGAGAGCCUACACCUAUGCUCCCUCCUAUGAAGAGUUCAUCAAGCUUAUUAACAGCAACUCUGAUGUUGAGUUCUUGAAGCAACUAAGGUAUCAAAUUGUAGUGGAAAUAAUCCAAGCAACUACAAUUAGCAGCUUCCCCCAGCUGAAGAGGCACAAGGGUAAAGAAACUGCUGCCAUGAAGGCUGAUCUCCUGAGGGCCAGGAACAUGAAAAGGUACAUUAACCAACUGACUGUGGCAAAGAAGCAGUGUGAGAAGAGGAUCAGAAUCCUGGGAGGCCCUGCCUACGACCAGCAAGAGGAUGGGCCCUUGGAUGAGGGGGAAGGGCCUCAAAGCCAGAAGAUUCUUCAAUUCGAAGAUAUCUUGGCCAAUACUUCCUACCGAGAGCACUUUCGAACGUACAUGGAAAGGAUGGACAAGAGAGCUCUGAUUAGCUUUUGGGAGUCUGUGGAAUAUUUAAAGAAUGCUAACAAGAACGAAAUUCCACAAUUAGUUGGUGAAAUUUACCAGAAUUUCUUCAUGGAGAGCAAAGAAAUAUCUGUGGAAAAAUCACUUUACAAAGAAAUCCAGCAGUGUCUUGUAGGAAAUAAAGGAAUUGAAGUGUUCUGCAAAAUCCAGGGAGACGUUUAUGAGACGCUGAAGGAUAGGUAUUACCCUUCGUUUAUCGUCAGUGACCUGUAUGAGAAAUUGAUGAUAAAAGAGGAAGAAAAACAUGUCUCCCAGUUGAUUUCCAACAAGGAUGAAAUGUGUCCUGGAUCAUUUUGGAUUGCCCCAGUUGUCAUCUCCCUUUUACUACUGAUGACCUAUAUGAGUUUGAAGGUUUUGAAGGACCCGGGAGGUGAGGCUGGUGAGGAAUCUGUGGAAGAAGGCACCAGUCGGAUUAAUGAACAAACCAGUUUUGCUGUAAACAAACUACGAGAACUAAAUGAGAAACUUGACUAUAAGAGGCAAGCUCUAAAUUCUAUUCAAAAUGCAUCAAAACCUGACAAGAAGAUUGUUUCUAAGUUGAAGGAGGAAAUAAUUCUAAUAGAGAAAGAACGCACAGAACUUCAGCUGCACAUGGCAAGAACAGAUUGGUGGUGUGAGAACCUCGGUAUGUGGAAAGCCUCCAUCACCAGUGGAGAGGUUACAGAAGAGAAUGGUGAACAAAUGCCCUGUUACUUUGUCAUGGUAAGCUUACAAGAAGUUGGAGGAGUCGAAACGAAGAACUGGACAGUCCCCAGAAGGCUCAGUGAGUUUCAGAAUUUACACCGGAAACUUAGUGAGUGUUUCCCUUCUUUAAAAAAAGUCCAGUUGCCUUCUCUUAGCAAGCUGCCUUUCAAAUCUGUAGAUCAAAAGUUUAUGGAAAAGUCAAAGAAUCAAUUAAAUAAGUUUUUACAGGUCAGGACAGAUCCUCAGAAUAUCUUUGGUUUUGGGUUCUGGGUGGGUUUUUUUUUUUGGUGAUAUAUAUAUAUGUAUAUGUGUGUAUAUAUAUGUAUACUCUACAGACAGAAAAUGCAGAUACCAUGUGUACGGCUUUCUCCAGUUUCACAAACUGGACACACCCUCAUAACUAGCACCUAGUCCCAGAGACAGCGUGUCACCAGUCGCGCCAGCGUCACCACAGGUAACCGUGGUCCCGACUCACGACCACGUGGUUACAGCUGGUUUUGAACUUCACAUGAGUGGAGUCACAGGGCGUGGACCCCCUUCACUCAGGAUCAUGGGCCUGAGGUCCUCCCAUAGGGCUGUUUCAGUUGCAGACCUUUCUUUGAUUUCAUUUUUGUUCUCGUUUUCAUCGUUGAAUGGGCUUCUCCCAGCAUGAACCCUCUGCAGUCUGUCCGUGCUCUUGUUGAUGGGCGUUGUGAGGGUUUCCAGGUGGAGGCUGUUACUAAGCGCCAGUGCUUGUCUUUUGGUGAAUAGCUGCUGGGGAAUCCCUAGGCAUUUGGGUUUUUCAGUUUUUCUGAGUGGUCCUAGCGGUUUGUACACUCUCACCAGUGGCACGCGGGCUUCUCUUCACUCCACACUGGACGGUUUCUUUUGUGACGUUAAAGUUGUGUCUGCUCUUCUGUCGUGUUGCCUGUCUUUUCCGUAUAGCUUUGCAGGAGUUUCGUGUGUGUUUUGGAUGUGUAUUUCUUGUCAGAGCAUAUGUGCUGUGGCUAUCUUCUUUCUGUGGGUUGCCUUUUCGGUCUCUUAAUGAGCAUAAGUUCUCAAUUUUAAUUUAGUCCAAUUUAUCCAUUUUUUAUUUCCUUUUGUGGUGAAUGCCUUUUGUGUUGUGGAGAAAUCCUUGCCUACUGCAAGGUUCUAAAGAUAGUCUCCUUAUUUCCUCUAAACGUAUAACUGGUUUCUUUCACUCUAUCUUUAGAGCAUAAGACCGGACAAAGGUAUGCUGUCUCCAGUAGCAAACCACUAUUUAUUUUUUCCUUAGCUGGGGCCUCUGUAUUCAGGGUAUAAUUAAGUUGCUCACACCAUGCCCCCCAAAGCCCGUAUAGUUCUCGGGGGGCAUGGACCUUUGCCUUGUGAAACACUUUUUGCCAAUGCAGUAGUAGCUAGAAGUCCUGAGACUUAAUAAUGGAUGUUGCCAAAUUCUUAGUAAAAGUUAUGUUAUAUUCAGUUGGAUCAGGGUGUGAAUCAUAGUUAAAGUAGGUACAUUUUAGCUAGAGUUCCCUUGCAAGUGUUUCUAACUAUUUUUCUCUCAUAUAUUCAUCUCUCUCUAAAUAUAUAUGUAUUUUUUAUAAAUAUAUAAGUGUGUGUGUAUAUAUAUAUGUAUAUGUAUAUAUUUCACUCAGGAAAUAAAAU